AUGGCCGCGCCGGCCGGCCGCCUCGAGCUCGCCUCGGCCUCGGCCGUCUCGGCGCUCGUCCCGCUCCGGCCCUUCCUGAGCACCCGGCUGCUCCGUCCCCGCGCCGUCUGGUCGCGCAGGUCCCGCUCCGCCUCGCGCGUGCGCCCACAGUCGGCCUCGCCGAGCUCACCUGCGUCCGCGCGCCUGAGCCGGCUGGCCGCUGCCGCGCUCGGACUCCUCCCCUCUUGCUGGCUCCCGGCCAGCCGGCUUCGCCCACCACCCGGCCAGCCUGGCCGGCUGCCGCGGCCCCGCGCCCGCCCGCUGGCCUCCCGCGCGCCGGUUUCCCCCGCGCCGGCUACUCCUCCGCCCGUCGCCGGCUCCCCCGCACCCGUGGCCGCCUGCUCCACUCCCGCUACACCGGCUGCGGUGCCCCGACGCCUCCCCACGCCGACUCGGCCGCGCGCGGCCGCCUCCCACGCCGCCCCGCCGGGUGCUGCCGUCGCCGCCUGCUCCACAACCGGCCACCGGGUCACGGCUCCCUCACCCCCGCCUGCUCGCCUCGGCCCCGGCCUCCCGCGUUGGCCGGUCGUUCGCCCCUCGCCGGUUACCGCCCGCCGACUCCCGCUAUCCGACUGCUUGUGA
Aegilops tauschii subsp. strangulata is the source of this 621-nucleotide messenger RNA. The record is from RefSeq and is a predicted model, not a curated record. Lineage: Eukaryota; Viridiplantae; Streptophyta; Magnoliopsida; Poales; Poaceae.